AUGUCCGGGGCUGAGGAGGCCGGGGGCCCGGCGGCGGCAGCGGGGGGACCCGCGGGUUCCGGUGCCGGGCCCCCGGGGGCUUCCUCCAUGGCCGUGUCCGUAUCCGUGCUGGGGGAGGCGGCGGGGCCCGGGCUUCCAGAUGAUGCGGGCCUGCCCGCGGGCCGCUCGUUGCCCCUACCCGAGGCCGGCGGCGACCCAGAUGCGCCGCCCAAGAAGCGGCUGCGGGCGGCCGAGGCGGAGGCGGCGGCGGCAGCAGCGGCCUCGGCAGCUACGGCUUCGGCGUCGGCGUCCGCGGGGAGCGGGAAGCUGGAGGAGCGCCUGUACUCCGUGCUCUGCUGUACAGUCUGCCUGGACCUGCCCAAGGCCUCAGUCUACCAGUGUACUAAUGGUCACUUGAUGUGCGCUGGCUGUUUUAUCCACCUACUAGCAGAUGCCCGGCUGAAGGAGGAACAGGCCACAUGCCCCAAUUGUCGUUGUGAGAUCAGUAAGAGCCUCUGCUGCCGAAACCUGGCUGUGGAAAAAGCAGUGAGUGAGCUGCCGUCAGAGUGCGGCUUCUGCAUGCGCCAGUUCCCCCGCUCCCUCCUGGAGAGGCAUCAGAAAGAGGAGUGCCAGGACAGGGUCACGCAGUGCAAAUACAAACGCAUCGGUUGCCCGUGGCAGGGCCCCUUCCACGAGCUGACUGUGCAUGAAGCAGAGUGCACGCAUCCCACCAAGACUGGCAAUGAGCUAAUGGAGAUUUUGGAUGAGAUGGACCAAACCCACAAGAAAGAGAUGCAGCUAUAUAACAGCAUCUUCAGCCUGCUCAGCUUUGAGAAGAUCGGCUACACAGAAGUUCAGUUCCGCCCGUACCGUACCGACGACUUCAUCACACGCCUCUACUACGAGACACCGAGGUUCAUCGUGCUGAGCCAGACAUGGGUCCUGAAGGCGCGGGUGAACGACUCUGAGAGGAACCCAAAUCUGUCCUGUAAGCGCACCCUCUCCUUUCAGCUCAUCCUGAAGAGCAAGAUCAGCUCCCCUAUGGAGUGCUCCUUCCUCCUGCUCAAGGGGCCCUAUGACGACGUGAAAAUCAACCCCGUGAUAUAUCACUUUGUCUUCACCAAUGAGAACAACGAGACCGACUAUGUGCCGCUCCCCAUCAUAGACUCCGUGGAGUGCAACAAACUGCUGGCCGCCAAGAACAUCAACCUGCGGCUCUUUAUAUUCCAGAUACAGAAAUAGGCAGGGCCGGGGUCAUGCUGGCAAGCUCAAGGAGAAAGCAAGCACCACUGAACCGUACUUACCUCGUCUGGGCGGCCUGCACCAGUUGUGAUUUCACAGUAUAAUCGGAUCGUUUUAGAAAAAGGAGGGAGGAAACAAAAACAAAAACCCAAACCAAUUGGAACAGAGUCUGCAUGCGUAUGCAAAAGUGUAAGCAGCCACAGCCUGCCUUCUCUCUUCCCCUCUCCUAGAUACCCUGGGCCAGGGCCUUCCCCAACCAACAGCCUGCCCAGCUGCCCUCGCAGGCCGGGUCAGUGGGGAGCUAGACAGCAGUGGAGACCUCUGCAGCGUUGCCCUCAUCUGCCAGGGAGCGUGUGGGAAAACAGCGAGUCAUCCCCUGUUACUCUGUUACAUUGUGGCAGAGCAGUGUUGGCUUGUUCAUGGUUAAGUGCACAAUUUCCUGAUGCAUGGGGGCUCAGGGGAUCCUGGCUGACUUUAGACAGCAUAUUUGAUUGAAAUUAAAAAGGCAACAUUGUUUCCUAUUUUUUUCUUUUGUUUGGGUGGAGAAGUCUAGCUCUGGUUUAACAUUUGAGAAUACUAUUUUCUUUGAUUUUAUGCAGUCAAAUGGGGAAUUGGAAAGGGAAGAAAGCUAUCCAAUUUCCUUUCCCUUUUUUUAAUCUACUUAUCCACAGGAAAGACCAAUGGGAAUGUUACGGUAUCUUUGAGAAACCUAACAAGGUGAAGCCUAAGUUUCUGGGGAUAGGGGCUGGACGAAGGGGAAUGAGGGAAAUCCUCAUGUAAGGAAUGCACCAUCCCAUGCCAUCCACCUCUCAGGUAUCUGGGAAGUAGACAGAGAUGGAAGGGCUGUUUUAAGCUGUCUGAUGUGUGAAGCUGGGCCCUCCUCAUCUUCUCCCCUUCCUCUCCCCACAUGUGCGUCCCCUCCUUUCCCCCCCCCUCCAAGGUAUCCUGAGGCCUUUGGGAGAGACCAGCUUAAGGGUCAAGGGAGCUAACUUGAUGGGAGUAUGAUGUGACUUCUAGGCCUAGAUCCCUGGGGUGAGUUUUUGUUAAUUCCCAGCACAGAAUCCUCAUGCUUUUGAUUGGGUUCCCAGGGCAUUAUCUUCAGGUUUAUAUUUAUGGCACAUGGGAAUAAGCUGUUUGCUUUUCUCUUUCUUUCCUCUCCCAGCCUCACUCCAGCUCCUUCAGGGUCCCCAGAAACCUACACUCAAAAUAAUGGAGUUCUCAUUCAUUUUUGUAUUAUGUUCAAUCAUGAAAAAAGGAAUACCAUGGGCCACAAUGUAUUUUCAUGUUUCAUACCCUGCCUCCCACUCCGGUCCCUACCCACUUGCCAAAUAUAGCCCAGGCUGCAGUUCUCACUGAGACAGGACGAUGCCUUUGGGGCUCAACAGACAUUUUCGGAAUGCAGGGUGAAAUUCUGUCUCUUCCCAGAAAAAAAAAAGAAAUUAACCUCUUUACAGGCUCUUCUAGCAAUUAUACAAUUUUCCAGUGUGAGAAAGAAUAUGUAUUUUAUAUAUGAUGUCUCUGGCAUGUUUGCGGACAGGCCCAGGAUAGCCGUUCACCAAACUGUGAAGAGUUCUACAGGGAUAUUUGCUCAACACUGUUUAGCAAAGUGAAGUAUGUGACUUAGUUGUGGAGGGAAACUGUCUUAGGAAAUUGUGGCUAGUAGAUGGUGUCUAAAGCCAGCUUACCCCCGUCACAUUGGCCACUUUGGGACAUGGUUUUGUACUGUGUCUGUGGAAUAACUGGAUCAGUCCAAUUGUACAUCGUAUAAAAUCCACUACGAGACUGCAAUGCUUCUGGCUUCUCUGCUUUGGGUUUUUCUUGGAUGUCGGUCAUCUCUUCCCAGUCUGGCAUGGUUACCUUUUCUCCUGUUGUGACCAGUGGUAAACUGGUGAAGCUCGUGUGUCAGUGACUCAGUGACCCUCAGGAGGUAAAGGCAACAUAGUCUUUUAGAGUGAGCUCUAGGGUGAUUUAUAAGUGGUUUCCAAAAAAUUGUCUUGUUGACCCAUAGGUGGGUUUUAGCUUUUGCUAGAGAAGAGUGUGAAUCUGUGUAUAUGGGUGUGUGUGUGUGUGUGUGUGUGUGUGUGUGUGAGAGAGAGAGAGAGAGAGAGAAUGUAUGGGGAAGGGGUGAUGUAAGAGGAGAGAGCUACAGUGUUUUCCUGACAAAGCUUUUUUGUGGUGUGUGGUAAAGUGGAAGUUCAAAAGGGCAAGUAUGGGGAGAGCCUCUCUUUGCUUUCAACUCUCCUGAUCCAGUCCCUGCUCUCAGCACCCCCUGAAAGCUGCCUGGAGACAGCAUACCAACAACUUUUCCUCCUUUCCCCUGCUCCCUACCCCUUGCUCUGAAAGAAUGUUACCCAUUAUAGCUUUUUUGUUGAUCAAAUACCAAAGAACCACAUUUCCUUCAGUCCUCUUUCCUCUCUUCUCCUCAAAUCCUGCUUUAAACUAGGCCUACUCUUUCAUCAUCAUGUACUAUGUAGAAUUAAACCGGAUUCCACCCCAAUUACCUAUUUGGUAAGGAGGAGUGACCAAGGUGGUACCAAAUUAACCAGAGCAUGGGUCCUUUGGAGCAAUGUGGCAACUAUCUUCACUAUGCUUGCUUUUGGUCUGAGUUCUUCCAAGGACUAGACAAAGAGUUAGAUAUGUGUGGGACCUUUCAGGACCUUGCCAGCUUAUGGGGUGCCAUUUGAGAGCUUCUGACCUCAAGGAUCAUUUAUUCUGUUCAGAGACUGUGGAGGAAAAGCAGCAGGUCUUUCUUAGAUUUGACAAUGAUGAGGUUAGGACACUGCAUGGCAAGAGCACACAUCUUCUCAAAGAAUGAUGGUCAGCUAUACCAUACCAAGCACCAAGGUCCUUUUCCCCCUCCCCAAACAUAGAUAUAAUUUCCUGCCCCCUUCUUGGCAGUGGGAAUCUUGGUAUGAAAUGCUCCGUAUACUGUCAGGCUCAAUUAUUUUUUAGCUAACAUUCAUCCUUCAUUCCUGCAAUGUGCCUGGGUUGUCUGUGAUGAAAUGGAUCAGUAUUUGCUGCCAACUGGGUCAGGGCUUUUCUAGGGCCCUGACUGAGGAAAUUCUUCCACCCUAAGCACCCAAGGCUCACCUGAACUACCCCUUCUCCCUGCUCUUCCCCCCCCCAUCCCCCUUGUGCUAUUAGGAAAGAAAUCUAAUCUCUCGUAUCUGCAUCCUCAGGCCCCCAUAGGGCUUCUAGUAACAAAUAUUAAUAUUUCAUUGAGUUCCAGGCAUCUUCAGGAGGAAGCAUAAGUGAAAGGAGCUUCCACUAGGUGUGAAGGAAUGUGAUUGACAUCUAGGUUACAGGCCUUCUGCUGUGUAAACACAAGACAAUUCAGAAGAGAUCAAGUAGACAUAGCUUAUCCUAUGGGGCUGAGGAAAGGCAGAGAGAAGACAAUUUUUCUGGGCCAGUGCUCCCUACCUCUCAACCUCUCACCCUUAGGAAAUAUCAGAGGGAGUGAGGCUGAGGGGAAGAGAUUUGCAAGUGAAUUUUUAAAAACACUUCCUUAAAGGCCAGGGUACAUGCACUGGGUACAUGAAAGCCUGGGCUUUUAGCUUUUAAAGUAAAAAAUUCUGUUUAGGCAAGUUUCUCAUUUUGCCAAUAACACCUCUCCCCUUCUCUCCCCCAUCCCACAUGCCUCCCUUCCUUCUGCAAAGACGGAACUCCCCAUACCUUCAGCAUUGUCCUCCUACACCAUCAGAUACUCAGGUAAAAUCCAGUGUUAACCCAGCUGCUAAUUUGAAUGGGCUAAUUUCAGGUGGCAUAAAGGUGGCUAUGUAGGUGUGUUUGGAUAUGUGACGGUGUGUGUGUUGUCAAUGAUGGGGAGGCCAUUCUCACAAGCUGACAGCACAAGUGCUAUCUAUUGACAGUUGGCCACCUGUUUUACCUUAAAAGGGAGUGGGGAGGGAGACAGAAUUCUUGGUUUGGGUUUCCAGAUGGGGAGCAGCCAUCCUUUGUUGAGCAGCCAUGUAGUCCUUUCACUGUUUUUUAUUAUUGUCUCUACCCUUCCCUCCGCCCUGACUUCAGGUAUGACUGACUCGCUUCCUGUGUAGUACAGGUAGGCAUCACUGGGUGAGUUAGUGAAUUCUUGUUGACUUUUCAGGAUUGACUCUUGUCAGACUUUGUACCAGGUCAUCUUUUUGGUUAAAUCUUGUGAGGGGCAAAAAGAGAGUAGUGCGUGGGUAGCGAACUAGUAACAGAUGUAGCCUCACUGUAGUAUCUUUCUAGGAAUGAUGCACUGGCCUCUCUCAUGAUGGCACUGUUUUCGCUGGUUUCUCGGGUGACUGUUAUAUGUAUUUCAAAAUACCUGAUGGGAGAAAGAUCUGUCCUCUUGGUAUUUUGGCAGAUUCUCUUAGAGUUAUUAUGGCCUCUGCUUUUUGAGCAUUAAGAAGGUCUGUCUCAGAAAAAAACAGGGACACACAACAGAUCUUCUGGUGAUAACGAGACAAAUCUUCAGUGCUGCUGUUGUUACUGUUAAUAUGUGUGUGCAUGGGAGUAGCAGGUGGGAGAAUAAUGGUGAAACCAACCUGUGACCCCAACAUCUUCAUUGUCAGCACCAGGAGCUGAUAAAAUACAGUAUGGGUCAAGGGAGGGUGGUCAGAGUGGUCAGAUGGGUGGCUCUCAUGUAGGGAGAGUGAAGUUGAUAAUCCAGAGGAAAGCUAGUUUGUUCUCUUCACCUGGUCCCUUCAUUGAACUAAGUAAUGUUGUACUAACACUCUGUACCAAUGUAUCUUAUCACAUGAACCCAGGUGAUAAAUGGUGCCCCUGUCCCUGACCUUCCACAUUGUAGGUAUUUCUUACCUUGUGCCUUGACAGUCCACCAGAAUUCUAGCAAGUGGGCAAGGGAGAUGGCCAGUUAGACUGGACAGGGUGGCAUCCCCAAUAGCCUAAUGAAGGGCAUCACUAUCUCCUCCCACCUUCAACAGGGUGGGCUUUGUGGUGUCUGAUAAUAUCCUGUCAUGGUAACAGCUAUAGGUCUGUGUGCAUGUGAGUAUCUCUCCCUGUGUAUCUGUGUGUGUGUGUGUGUGUGUGUUUGUGUGUGUGUGUGUAUCUGCAUCUGCAUUUUAGCUUCCAGAAGGCCCUGCUGUGUGUGAUAAAGAGGGGGACCAGUGUUCUUUUUUCUUUGUUGCCCCUUGUCCCCCUAUCUCCACCCCGGCUCCUGAGCAACCUUCCCACAGAGAACUCUGAGUAUGUUGCCUAGAACCUUCUAUUGAGGAUGAGGGCAGGAUUCUACAUUUGGUUAAGCUGGAGGAGGGGAAAGGAGGAGGACUGAGGUGGGGAGUGAGCUCAGGGUGAGAAAGUCAGGAAGAUGUCACCUCAGUAGGAAAGUUGGUGAUUUCCAGGAGACCUGUCUGGUUGGUUUUGUUUUCUAAAUGCUUUGCCAAACUGGUACUGGUGACAGGAAGUAUUUUUCUACUCUCCAGACAGCCAAGGCCCCUUCUAUUGGAAGGUAUGUAUGUGAGUGUGUGUGUGUGCACACCUGUCCUUCGGUGAUGGUCCAAAAGAGAAUUGUAAAUAAAUCAUGAUGUUUUUACAUAGCCUAUCUCCCAUAGUCACCAAACAGUCCCUCCUCCCGCCCCUCCCCUCUUUCACUCCCCAGUAUUCUCCUCUGGUUUCCCUAGGCCCCCAUGGCCCCUAUAUUGUUCAUACACAGCAGCUGAGCCUUACUGCCUGGUUCUGAACUGGGCAUCUUGAAAGAUUGUAGCAAGUGUCUCGUGCCCCACUGGGAGACGGGCAGAUCACAAACCUCCUUGCAGUAUUCACUGUGGGUAAUUUAUUUAACUAGUGAAUGUAGAUUAAAGUAAUUAAAACGAAGAGAAACUAAUGCUUUGUCUGCGGGAUCAUGUGUCCUCCUUGUAUCCUAACCUGAUUUUUAAUUUGUUGUCUUGUUCUUUUGAGGCUCUCUUCUGAGGGCCUAGUAGAGAGCCAUUGGUAUGGGGGAGGGGAUCAGGGAUAAGUGUUGGCAGAGUGGAUACGGGGGGAGAAGAACUAACCUUGGAAACUCUGGAGGCCUUAAGUCCAGAUGGAAGGGCAGGGUGGAUCUUUAGGAGACAAGUACUUAGUACUGGACUCCAGUGACUCCAGAGGUGGGGGAGGAGGCUUGGGGCUGGGGUUUUAUUAGGGGCUCAGCCAUCCAUCUCUUCCCUCUCCCUUCCCCUCCUCUCUCUCCUUUCUUCCCCCCUUCCCCUUUCUUCCCCUUCCACAAGCACUACAUCCUUUGAUUCACUUAAAAUGAGAAAUUUACAAAAAUAAUUUUUAAACAAAAGCAAGAGAAAAGUGUUUUUAACGCUGUUGGGAAUGAUUCAUUAUGUUACUUUUGUGGUCUGCGUUCUGUUUGGAUAUUUUCUGUAUGUAACUGUAGUUUAAAAAAAAAUUGCCAAACUAUG
Trichosurus vulpecula (common brushtail) is the source of this 7607-nucleotide messenger RNA. RefSeq names its product cysteine and histidine rich 1 (gene ZFTRAF1). Bases 1 to 1221 code for a protein of 406 amino acids. The record is from RefSeq and is a predicted model, not a curated record. The transcript has 4 exons. Lineage: Eukaryota; Metazoa; Chordata; Mammalia; Diprotodontia; Phalangeridae. Gene Ontology annotation, cellular component: nucleus. Gene Ontology annotation, molecular function: zinc ion binding.